Episyrphus balteatus (marmalade hoverfly) is the source of this 796-nucleotide messenger RNA. It is a transcript of the gene mRpL12, whose product is annotated as 39S ribosomal protein L12, mitochondrial. The record is from RefSeq and is a predicted model, not a curated record. The transcript has a single exon. Gene Ontology annotation, biological process: translation; mitochondrial transcription. Gene Ontology annotation, cellular component: mitochondrial large ribosomal subunit; ribosome. Bases 136 to 705 code for a protein of 189 amino acids. Lineage: Eukaryota; Metazoa; Arthropoda; Insecta; Diptera; Syrphidae. Gene Ontology annotation, molecular function: structural constituent of ribosome.
CUGUCAGAGUUGUCGUAACAUAACCCUCUUCGAAGUGAAAAUUUCCAAAUUUUUGAUUUUGGAUUUUCUUUAAUUAAAUAACUAAUAACUUGUGAUUUAAAUUGCAUUUUCACACAAAAAAACAUCUUCAUCAAAAUGAGUAUCACACGUAUUACUAUCAAUCACCUCCGUCAAACAAUCAACAGAUCAUCUGCAUUCACCCGCAUGUUCGAAGCUCGUUUUCAAUCGACCGCUGCCGCUGCUUCUGGUGGUGCUGAAAAACUUGUGGCCCCUGUACCCGAAGGAGUCGACAAACCACCAAAUCCUAAAUUAGAUAACAUUGUCAAUAGCAUUGCUUCCCUAAAUCUAUUGGAAGUUUCCGAAUUAAGUUCGUUAUUGAAGAAGAAAUUGAAUUUACCCGAAACAGCUUUUGCUCCAGUUGGCUUUGCUGCCGCUGGUCCAGCAAAACCAGCAGAAGACGAAGAAGAAGCUGCUCCCAAAAAAGUUCAAACAUCAUUCAAAGUAAAAUUGGUUAAAUUCGAUGAUAAACAAAAAGUUGCUUUGAUCAAGGAAAUCAAGAAUUUACUUGAGGGAAUGAAUUUGGUUCAAGCUAAGAAAUUCGUUGAAAGUGCUCCAACGUUGGUUAAGGAAGAUAUUCCUAAAGAUGAAGCUGAUAAAUUGAAGGAAGCUCUGACGAAGGUUGGUGCUGUCAUCGAAAUUGAAUAAAAACUAGAAUAGGAGAAUUAUUGUUUAAUUAAAAAGAAAAUAAUGUUUUGAAAAAAAAGUUACAAAAUAAAUUUAGUUCCCGAAAAACCAA